AUGAACAUGGAUGUUCCUGAAUUGGUUCAGUUCUCUCUCGAGACGAGCUCGCUAAACGAGUCCAAUCUCUCUGGCGAGGACGGGGAAGUUUACAUGUUCCAAUGGUUGUCAUCGGUGGAGCAUUUCCUGAAGUCUGCCUCUCAGGAAGAUCUGAAGUCCGUUCAGCGGAGCCUGGAGGAUACCCUGAUCAAAAUCAUAUCACACGGAGAUCCUUAUCCACCCCCCGGACGGCCUCUACGCAGUCUGGUUUCGAAAUGUCUAUCAAUCUUGUAUGCACGCGGCGACUCGAAGACGAUAUUUGAUACUAUUCUUGCUCUCAUGAAGGUUGUUGGUGAUUUCAAAGUUCCUGCAGAGAGAGAUGUACACAAGACUGCUUCAUUGUAUUGCAUCGGCGAACUGAUGGCUGCAUUUGGUGCCCAGAUUAUGUCUUUCAUGACAGAGGUUGCGGCUCUUUGCCUCAAAGUAUAUAAAUCUUCGUCUUCUGUUACCCUCCGGUUCCAUGCUGUCAUUGCCUUGGAAAAAUCCCUCACAGCGUCUCGGCGAGCCGCUACCGAUGCCGUAGUUCGCGAUAUAAUCAGACAGAUGAAAUCUGGCCUCAAUGACAAGUCGCUGCCCAUCCGGCGCGCGGCCUCUGCUGUCCUUACAGUCCUAUAUCCUCUAAACAAUGACUGGACAGCAGCUGAGAUAGAGUCCACUGUCAACCUAUGUGUCCGUAGUCUUGAGAGUGCUGAUCAGGUCACUCGUCACUCUCUGGCGCAUCUGGUUGCAACGGUGCUUGCUUCAAGUCAGGCCGAAGUCGCUUUGGUGGCCCCAGAUUCUUCGAAGACCGGCAAGAAAGAUAAGAAUGAUGACGAUGAUGACCAAACACCGCCCAUUGCUCCCAUAGGAGGUAUCAAGACGUUACUUACCAUCCCGGAUAUGCUUCUGCAGCUGUCGACACAUUUCAACAAGCCUCAUUCAUCUCACAAGACGCGUGUUGGUAUAUUCGACUUCUACGCUGCCUUACUUGCGUUGCUCGGCACAAAUUUCGUAGAAAGUAACUAUGCCAUCGUCGUCCACCACUUCAUUAAUGAAAUCAUCAUGAAUGGACGGAAUUUGACAACCCGUUACGAGGUUCUUCUCGUUCGGCGGCUCAUUGGUAUUCUCUUGCGAGACCUCAUCGGAGUGCGGUUGCUCAGCGAGCAGGCGCAAAUCGAGGCUAUUCAAGAACUUUCUAGUACCUUUUUGAAACGUUGGCCAGCAUUGAUGCCAGGUCAUAAAGCACCCACUUCCCAUGUUUUAGCUAUCUCUCUUAGAGAAGUCGCUGGUCUUCUCCAACAACUAGGCAACGCGCCUCCACCAGUGCAGGCAGCACUUGCAGAGCCAUUGGUUACUCUGCUAGCUCAUCCUAGCCAUACGGUGCGCGUACAUGCUAGUUGGACUUUACGCAUAUUCUGCUAUUCCUCUCCUUUGCGACUGCCGAAGAUCUUGAUCAACGUUAUGGACCUCCUGCAGCGCGACAUCUCUCUCAUGACAUCCCCGUCAGCGCCAGCCGAUCUCUACUCUCGUGCUUUAGGUCAUGCAUAUGGUCUCGCCGCGCUUGUUGCGGUGAUCCCUGAGAAGCCGUUGUAUGUAUCCUACGACAUCAGCGCGAAGAUUCUAGACAUGGCCAUACAGCUUUUGAAACGAGCUGGAGAUCAUGACGUCAGGGUUGCCAGUGUAGAAGUCGAAAUAGCCUGGACGUGUAUUGCUUCGCUGAUGACCUUGGGGCCCAAUUUUGUCCGUGCAUAUCUUCCACAGCUCCUUGUCCUCUGGAGAAACGCCCUUCCAAAGCCAACGAGUAAGGAUACGGCGAGUGGACUCGGGCGGUUGGCUUCUGAGUGGGCUUUUCUUCUGCAUGUCCGAGAAAGUGCACUGGGGGCUAUUCUGUGCUUUCUGCGGCAUAAUUGUCCUGCACUUCUCACUCUUGAUGUUGCACGCCGCAUUGCGACAAUGCUCACCAACGCUUUUGUCUUCACUAAUGCGUUCGCAUCCCAGCAUAUAGAAGACCAGUCGGGCUCCAACAUCGAGCCUUUUUCUAAUGGCCCAUCCUUACGAUCUCGAGAAGCGCUUCUGAGAAGAAGAGUGUUUCAGUGUUUCUCCGCUCUGGGUGUCAUCAAUGCCUCUGAGAACACUCAGACUGCACUAUUGCAAUCCAUCAUCUCUCUGGUCGCCAGCCCUGAUGGCUAUUUAGGUUCCUCUGUUCAGGCUGCAAUCGCUUCCUCGUCCGGGUCUUUCACGUCUUUGUGGCAAACAUAUGACGGCUACGCAUAUGGUGUCACCUCUAUUCAGGCAGAAGAAGAAUCGUCUGGAUCUGUGAUGGAGUCGUCCUCAUCCAAGGAUCGCUUGAACCGCGACUCUAUCGAGUCGGCAAUAGACGAAUUGCUAAGCAAGCCUAUCGUCAAAUCUUGUGAACACGACUCCCUGUCAAUAUCACAGUCUCACCAACUCAAGACGAUGCCUUUGUGGCCCGAACUCCCUCCUGCAGCAACCGGAGCAGUAGAUGCUGGCCUCAGCCUAUUUUCCGAACUCCUUCCCUUGCAAGAUUCUACCUUGGUCACUCGUACAAUCACUCAACUUAUUGAAGCCACGCGAUCGCCAAAGUUCGACAGAAAUAUUGGCCGUAAGGCGGCAGCCUUGCUCAAUGCCAGCAUGGCAAUUCUACUCGCUCUACGUCAGGCCAUGGGAUCGAGUUCACGGCAGGUCCGGGAUAUAUUCGGCUCAGCUCAAGUGACAGCUCCAAUAUCUGUAUUUCUUAAGGCAUGUCUCACAAUCUAUAGAACUCGCAACGAGCGUGAACACUCAAAUUUCUUUUACCAGGACACCUUGAUUGACAGCGAUCCUUCCCUCCGAUUUGUCAGCAGCGAAGCUGUUGGUUGUCUAGCUGGCCUUUCCGAUAAUGUUUUCCUAGCUAGUCAGAUGAAGAUUCUGGUCGAUCAAGUGGUCAACAAUCGGGAUCCUCAAGGAAGAGCCGGAUGUGCAUUGGCUUUGGGAUCGAUCUACAAUCAUGUCGGUAGCCUGGUUGCAGGGCCUCUGCUCAAGACCACCAUCAAUAUUCUGAUGUCACUGAGUAAGGACGCUCAUCCUCUCGUGCACUUCUGGGCUCUCCAUUCCCUUUCUCGGGUAAUCAACGCUGCCAGUCUUGCUUAUGCCCCAUACGUUCCGGGGACGCUUGGGAUGCUUUUCAAGGUGUACAUGUUGGAAUCUCAUGAACUGGAAGGAGGAACGGUGGCUAACGCCAACAUCAGUGGCGAUUUACCCGCGUAUCAAGUUGCCUGUCAGAUGGUUGACGCUGUGAUCACUAUACUUGGCCCAGAUAUUCAAGAAUCGCCUCGAACUCGGGCCUUAAUAUGGAAUCUAGUCCAACAGUAUAUGGGCGAAGACGACGACGGCAUCCGUGUUGAAGCGAUCAAAUGUAUUCAGCACUUCCUUAUGUUUGCUCCAGAAUCUGUCGACGUCCCAGAGCUCAUUAACCAGUUUCGCACUCACUUGAACUCAUCCCGCAGACCGCUCAAGCUUGCGUCCAUUCAUGCAUUGUACCAACUCGUCCAGAAAGAUGCAUUGCUCAUUUCAAAGGUCGGGGGUGAUCGUUUAGUGGAAGAUCUCUUCGCAAUGCUAGACGGUGAUCCCUCGAUCGACGGAGUUCGCCAAGUAAUCUCUAGCUGGCUUCAGCAAACCGUGGUGCAUAAUCCAUCAGCAUGGAUUGACUUAUGUCAGAAGAUCAUGUCUAGGACCAAUGCAACGCAGCAAGCAAAUGAAGAUAUUCUCAAAGGGGGGGCUUCAUUCGAUGAUGAGGGGGAGUCGCUGAGUACUGGCAUGUCUCAGGGAACGACCACGGUUGGGCAAGGCCGACUGACCUCGCGAUGGAGGACGCAGCUCUUUGCUUUGCAAUGUCUGCACGAUAUAUGUACGAUCGUUGCUCGCUCAGGUCGCAAAGAACAUCUUGAUAUUGCCUUAUCUCGGCGUUUAGGCAUUCCAGUCGCAGGACUUUUAGUAUCUCGUAUCCCUGAUUUAAUCAAGAUGGCGUUUACUGCUUCUACAGCCUAUGUCACAGAGAUUCGGUUAGAUGGAUUGGUUGUAUUGCGCGACGUCAUUCAGAUAUUUUCCAAAACCCCAGACCCUGAUUAUGAAGACGCAUUUCUCUUGGAGCAACAUCAGGCCCCUAUUACUGCGGCGCUAACACCGGCCUUUACGGCUGAUUCAACUCCGGAAAUCCUAGCGUCCGCAAUCGGCGCCUGCGCCAUCUUCGUUGGGUGUGGAAUUGUCAAGGAUGUGACGAGAAUGGGCCGUAUUUUAAAGCUGCUCAAUUCAGCCCUAGAACAAUGCAAAGGUUCAGGGAUGUUAUCUCUAGGUGAAGCAGGAGAGGGUAGCCCGAACGCAUCUGCUAUGUUGCGAAUCGCGACCCUUUCUGCUUGGGCUGAGCUGGCAUCUGCGAGCAUGGCGCAGCCAUACCUCAAGGAGGUAGUCAAACCUUAUCACCCCGUCUUGGCAUCCCUCUGGGUUGCAGCCUUGCGAGACUAUGCCAGCAUCCGAGCCGGUUCGGAACUCAUGCAAGAUUCAUCUGCUCCUUUAGAUACUGCAUAUGCCAAUCUUGGCAAAGACAUUCUUCUGCCUUAUUAUAUAGAAUCUUGGCCGGUCAUCCUUCACGCGAUUGCAACAGCCAUGGAGGUCCAUGAUCCAUACGUUCGUGCUGCGAUGGACGGCGUGGACAACUUGGUCGCUGUCAAGCCAAGCGAUGACGCUGAAGAUCAUAAGGACCCGACUGUCUUCUUCUUUGUCGUCUUCGGUCUGGUAUAUGAAGCACUCUCUACAUCUUCCGAAUCAAUCGCAACGGCCAACAGCCACUUACCCUUCAUCGCUUUGAAAACGUUGAAAAGCCUCGUUCGCAGGGAAUACUCUGGAAAUGCCUUGAUGGAGCGGACGAUCUUCGACGAACUCUUGAGCCUCUGGUAUCGCAUGGCAAUGACCGAGCCUGCAAUCGUCCAAAUUCAUCUGAUAGAGACCAUAGUGGUUUUUUCGCAACAUAACGUGGACAGCUCUAUAACAUCUCCUUCGCCCGCAGUGCACUGCCUCAAACUGUGUGCAUAUAUUUUGAAAAAUGCGCUCCCCGGUGCCCAAAACGCGGUCAAAUACAGCAACUCGAGUAUCGUCGAUCGGACAAACCUCAUCAGAACUGCUUUCGAAGCGUUAUUAUCGAUUGGCUACACCCUAGGCAACGAUACAUAUGAGGAAGUCAGAGCUGUUGCCGUUUCAUUGUAUAGCGAACUAUUGAAAGAUGAAAGUUCCGACGUUGAUUUUGUUGGGCCAACACUUCCGUCUCUGAAGUCUCUUCUCACUGUUUCCUCGAAGAAUUCAGUCCCAACGGAGAUGUCCUCUCAGUUAGUUCACGGUCUUUUGUCUGCAUGUAUGCUUCACAUAGACGAGAUGAAAGGACGAUCAGGUCUUAUAUCGGACAAUAAAAUCAAGAAUAACUUUUUGGCCGCAGUCCUUGUUCUGACGGUUAUACCAUCAACAAUCAAAGUUGGACGUGGGGUCGUUUCACGCUGCUGUUUCUUAAUUUCGGAACAGCUGGCAGAAGGACGCGAGAUGGCACUUACUGCUGCCCACUGUGCGAAGACCUUGAUCCUCGCUUCUGGGUCUGGCAGUGUUAUCUUGCACCAAUGCGCAAAGUUACUACUUCCAGGCAUGGUAGAAUAUGUUGCCAAGGUGCCUGGGUUGGCUACGGACGAACCUGCGAUGCGGAAGCAAUCUCCCAUUAUGGAAGAGGUCUUCAAAGCAUUCAAUGUCCUAUUCCUUAAUGUCGCGGAAGAAGCACGUGUUCGAGUACUUGGAAUUCUUCUACCGACCAUGACUCUGCUUCUCGAACCAAGUGAAUCGUCACCAUCUUCCCUUCACUCACAAGCCUUGGCUCAGGUACUUUCUUUUGCUUCUACGUCGCCGGCCGCUUUCAAGGAGGCCACAAGCAAGCUAGACCAGAUAAUGCGUGAGCGGCUGGAGGGGUCAGUUAGACAAGCGUUGGGUGUAAAGAGUGCAGCAAACGCCCAGCAUGCUGCUAAACCCCAAAUCUCGCUCCGAUCAUUUUGA
Heterobasidion irregulare TC 32-1 is the source of this 6102-nucleotide messenger RNA. RefSeq lists its product as uncharacterized. NCBI's taxonomy places the organism in Eukaryota, Fungi, Basidiomycota, Agaricomycetes, Russulales, Bondarzewiaceae. Gene Ontology annotation, biological process: retrograde transport, endosome to Golgi; intracellular protein localization; endocytosis. Gene Ontology annotation, cellular component: membrane; Golgi apparatus; endocytic vesicle. The record is from RefSeq and is a predicted model, not a curated record. The transcript is spliced from 18 exons. The coding region runs from base 1 to 6102 and encodes 2033 amino acids.